This is a messenger RNA of Hirundo rustica (Barn swallow), 3094 nucleotides long. RefSeq names its product carnosine synthase 1 (gene CARNS1). Gene Ontology annotation, biological process: carnosine biosynthetic process. The coding region runs from base 1 to 1521 and encodes 506 amino acids. Gene Ontology annotation, molecular function: ATP binding; ATP hydrolysis activity; carnosine synthase activity. The transcript has 2 exons. Lineage: Eukaryota; Metazoa; Chordata; Aves; Passeriformes; Hirundinidae. The record is from RefSeq and is a predicted model, not a curated record.
AUGGGAGCGGGCACCCCCUGCUCUGCCAACAGCACCCCGGGACACCCAUGCCGGGCCCACCGGCACACGCGGCAGCGGGGACGUGGCUCGCCCGCCUUUGGGGCGACACCCGGGACCCCUGGCCUGCCCCCUGCCCAGUGGCGCAGGCGGCAGUGCCGGCCAGAACUCCCUGCCAGCGGCCGAGGCGGGAAUUCAGCCACGGAGACGCUCGGGCCCGCGGCGGGCCGGGGCCGGCGGGGCGGCGGCCUGGACCGGCCGCCCCUCCGCCCCGGUGACGCCCCUGCGGGCCCGCAGAUCCACCUGGUGGAGUCGGACCCGGAGCACUUCGCGGCGGGGCUGGUGCAGACCUUCCUGCCCUACGACAGCCGGGAGCACCGGCGGGACGAGGAGCACGCCGAGCGGGUGCUGGAGCUGCUGCGCUCCCGGGGGCUGCGGCCGCACGCCUGCCUCUCCUACUGGGACGACUGCGUGGUGCUGGCGGCCCUGGUGUGCCGGGGGCUGGGGCUCCGCGGCCCCGCGCCCGCCGCCGUGCAGGUGGCCAAGCAGAAGAGCCGCACGCACCGGCACCUGCAGCGCUGCCGCCGCGGCCGCCCGCCGCCCGCCGCCUUCGCCGUGCCCUGCCGCCGCCUGCGGAGCCACGGCGACGUGGAGCGGGCGGCGGCCGCCGUGCCCUUCCCCGCCGUGGCCAAGCUGGAGUUCGGCGCGGGCGGCGUGGGCGUGCGGCUGGUGGAGGACGCCGGGCAGUGCCACGCUCACGCCGCCCGGCUCUGGAGGGACCUGCGCGACGACGCCGACCACCCGGGCAUCGGGCUGGGCUGGGGCAACGCCAUGCUGCUCAUGGAGUACGUGCCGGGCACCGAGCACGACGUGGACCUGGUGGUCUUCGAGGGGCGGCUGCUGGGCGCCUGGGUGUCGGACAACGGCCCCACGCGCGUCCCCGCCUUCCUGGAGACGGCGGCCUGCCUGCCCUCCUGCCUGCCCGCCGACCGGCAGGCGCAGCUGGUGCGGGCGGCGCUGGAAUGCUGCCGGGCGUGCGGGCUGCGCGACGGCGUCUUCAACGUGGAGCUGAAGCUGGGGCCGGCGGGGCCGCGCCUGCUGGAGAUCAACCCCCGCAUGGGGGGCUUCUACCUGCGCGACUGGAUCCGCGAGGUCUACGGCCCCGACCUGCUGCUGGCCGCCGUGCUGGUGGCGCUGGGCGUGCCGCCCGUGCUGCCCGCUCGCCCCGCGCCCCGCACGCACCUGGCCGGCGUGAUGUGCCUGGGCUCGGAGCACGGCGAGGCGCUGGCGGGCGGCGGGGGCAUGGAGGCCCUGCGGGAGCUGCACGGCCGCGGGCUCGUCCGCCUCAACCGGCUCUUCGAGGAGCCCGAGGGCGCCGGGGAGUACGAGGAGCCGCUGCUGAGCGUGGCGUGCGCGGGGGCCACGCUGGCCGAGGCCUGCGAGCGCCUGCUGGGGCUCUGCCGGGGGCUGGGCAUCGACUCCCCCCGGUAUCCCGUGGAGCAUUUCUUGUCCCACUUCAAAUAGCGCCGGGCAGGCAGCGGGGACGGCGGGGGAAUGGGGUGCCCGCCCCGGCACCCCCCUCCCGCCGCCCCGCCGCCCCUCCCCGGCAUCUCCCCCGCACCUCGUCCCGCUGUCCCCCCCCCCCCACCCCGCGGCACGGCACGCCGUGUCCUGGCAUCCCUGUGCCGCCCUGGAUCCCGGUCACCUGCCCUGCCACACCUCUCUGCCCGGCACUCCCCUUCAUCCUGGCAUCCCGUACCCUGGGAUCCCAAAUCCCCGUCUCCUGGCACUCCCCACUGCUCUGACACCCCGAUCCCUGGCGUCCCCCAUGUCCUGGCACCGUAUUCCCUGGCAUCCCUUUCCAUCCCGGCACUUCGUCCUUCAAUCACACUGACACCCCUCACCCUAAGUUUACUCUUCCCCCACUCCAGGCACCCCAUUCCCUGCUUCCCAACAUCCCCCCUCCCCUUUCUCCCCUGUCCCUACCCCCAGUGCUCCCCAUCCCCGAAGCCGGGGAUCCCAUGCCUGGGGACACACAGGGGGACACCGGCCCCUGCUGUCCCCAUGCCACCCCCAGGGUGGGGGCAGCCAGGACCCCCCCGAGGCACCCAGGGCACCCCAUGAGAGCAGCAGGUGAAGCCUGAGGUGCGCUGGCACCUGCCGGCAUGGGGAGACCCUACAGUAACGAACCAUUAUGGGGAGACCCCGCAAUGGCAAGGAAUAAUUAACGGGACAUCCCAUAAUAGCAAAGAAACGUGGGGAGACCCCACAGUAACAGAGUGAGCAGGGGAGACCCCACAAUGACACCCUUGAAGGGGAGACCCCGUAAUAACAAACCGGCACGGGGAGACCCUACAGCAACAGACCCGCGCAGGGAGACCCUACAAUAACAGUGGGGGUACCCAGGGAUUCCUUGGAGCAGCUGAGAAAGUCCCCUGGGAUGAGACUUGUGUGGGGAACCCCUGUGCCGUCACUGGGGAGGGCCUACAGUAACAGCAGUGACUCUGCACCAACGCCCAGCCCCUGCAAUGUCAGAUCCUGCAAUAACACCCGGCACCCUACAAUAACACAGAGCCCUGUAGCUCCCCUGACCGUAGAAUAACAGCAGCGACCCUACAAUAACACCCAGAUCCUACGGCCCCCACGGCCCUACAAUAACACCAGAGACCCUACAAUAACACCGAGCCCCUGUAGUGCCCCUGGCCCUACAAUAACAUCAGAGACCCUACAAUAACACCGAGCCGCUGUAGCGCCUGAGAGCCCGCAAUAACACGCAGCCCCUUUAGUGCCUGACAGCCUCCAAUAAACCCCAGUCCCUCUAGUGCCGCUGACGCUACAGUGACACCGGUGGCCCUCCGAUGACACCAGAGACCCCACAAUAACACGCAGCCCCCGCCGCCCCGCAAUGACAGCGGCGAUCAUCCCAGUGACCCCACAAUAACCCCGGUGCCCCGCAGCCCCACUCGUGCCUUCCGACGCCGCGGAAAACCCGACCGGGAUCUCCGCGUGGGGUCAGCGGGACGUGUGUCCCCCCCCCUUCUGACGUCACGGCGGCGCCGCUGACGUCAGCGCGGCGCAGCGGGGGCGGGGCGGGGCC